GCAGGGGGAGGAAGGGGCAGCGCUGCGCCCUGAGCGCUGCGCUCUGCGCCCUCGGCUCUGCGCUCUGAGCACUGCUUUCUGCUCCCUGAGCUCUGCUCCCUGCACCCUGGGUUGUGCGCCCUGAGCUCUGCCCUCUGCGCUCUGCGCCCUGCGUUGUGCGCCCUGGGUUCUGACACUGCGUUGUGCGCUCUGAGCCCCGCGUCGUGCGCCUUGGGGGUCCUCUGCCGUCCUUGCCCUGCGGAGCUGGGGCGGGGCAGGGUGCGGGCCCCGACGGAAGCCUCGGGCGAGCGGGGCCCGGAGAAGGCCGGAGGGGAGGGAUCGUCACCCCUGCCAGGGGCAGCUGGCACCGGGCACGGGCGGCCGGCCCCGGCAGAUGGCAGCCUGAGAAUGGACAGCGGGGACAUGGACAGCUAUCUGCGCCGCCUCAAGCAGGAGCUGGUAUCCAUGAAGGAGAUGGGGGAUGGGCUGCAGGCCCAGAUGACCUCUCUGAUGGGUGCACUGCAAGAGCUGAAACUUCUCCAAGUCCAGACAGCCCUGGAGCAGCUGGAGAUCUCUGGGGCCCGGAGCCAAUCUGCCAACCUCCCAGCUUCCCAGAACCCCCCACCAGUGCUCCCCCCCUGCCCUGAACCUCCCCGGGUCUCAGGGAAUGGGGGUGGCCUCCGGGCCCAACCCCCAGUUCAUUCUUUCCUCAGCGGCCGGCAUGCCCCCCCAUCUUGCAGAAGUAAUCCCAGAGGGGCCCCAGACCCAGCCCUGGCCCUCAGCAGCUCCCCUCCCUGCAAGGCCCUGGACCUGGUCAGCAGGAUGGGAGGGAAGAGCCAAGGUGGCAUCCAGCCAGGACCAGAGCAGACAGAGUCAGACGACUGGACGUCCACCCUCAUGAGCCGCGGGCGCAACCGGCAACCACUGGUCCUGGGGGACAAUGUCUUUGCAGACCUGGUGGGCAAUUGGCUGGACUUGCCUGAGCUGGACAAGAAGGGCGAGGCUGGAGGGACCAAGGGAACCGGGCCCGGGGCCGGAGGCCGGGCCCAGGAGCUGGGACGCCGCUUUGCCCUGACCACCAACAUCUUCAAGAAGUUCCUGCGAAGCGUCCGGCCUGACCGGGAUCGGCUCCUGAAAGAGAAGCCGGGCUGGGUGACCUCAGCGGCAGCCGUGGACCCCCAGCUGGGCCGGGCCCAGCGAGCCAAGAAGCGAAGCCAAAGCAAGGGGACUUUCUAUCUUGCCUUUCCUGGAAGCAGAAAGGUUGAGCGGGGGCCUGGACCAGUGGAGAAGCCCUCUCCAAGCAGCCCCAAAGCUCUGGAGCCCAGCACCCCCAAUUUCGAUGUCAGCACUGCUGUGUGGGUCUGAGCCUCUCUGGCCUGGUUGGUGGGAUGUGAAACAGAGCCCAGCUGGGAGCGGGGCACCUAGCAGAGAUGGGGCUGGAGUAGUGGCAUUCUCAGCCCCAAAGCACUAAGAGGGAGAGGAAAAGAGGGGGUCCACACCCGCAAGGGCUUCCAUAAAGAAGGGUCUUCCACCCCAUCCCCACCUUCACCCCAAGGUUCUGCCACUGAGAUUGUGAGAUUGACUGGUGGCUAGGACAUCAGCAUUUGUGCAUCUGUGGCUGAGUGUGUGUGUGUGUGUGUGUGUGUGUGUGUGUGUGUGUGUGUGUGUGUGUGUGUGUGUGUACGCCCAUCCACACCAGGGUUUGGAUGGCCCCCUCCCCUCCCUACUUGUUCACUCUAGCCUUGCUCAUAGUCCUCGGCCAAGAGCCCAGGAAAAGGAAUGACUUUAAAAGGGCAUUGUCGGGAAUUAGGGAGUGGGGCUGGUGUCCUGUCCACAGGUGGGCAGGGGUUUGUGGGGUGGGGCCUGCAUCUGAUCAUUUCAAGAGUGACUCUAAGAACCUCCAUUUGUCCUGCUUCCAUGGGAGGCAUCAAUAAAAUAGCCCCGUUUCCAAA
Ornithorhynchus anatinus (platypus) is the source of this 1931-nucleotide messenger RNA. RefSeq names its product inka box actin regulator 2 (gene INKA2). Gene Ontology annotation, molecular function: protein kinase binding; protein serine/threonine kinase inhibitor activity. Lineage: Eukaryota; Metazoa; Chordata; Mammalia; Monotremata; Ornithorhynchidae. The transcript is spliced from 2 exons. Bases 388 to 1344 code for a protein of 318 amino acids. The record is from RefSeq and is a predicted model, not a curated record. Gene Ontology annotation, cellular component: nucleus.